AGUCCUGUAUCUCAACACCAUCAGUUUAACACAAGUUUGUCAUCAGAAAUAGCCUCUCCACUCAGAAUGAUGACCAUAGCUAAUUCACCAUGUACACCACUAAGUGCAUUGAUGCAGUCGCCACAACUGGCACAGAAGGCACUUAUUCGACAGAGAGAGAGGGAAAUUAAAAAGCUUGAGUUGUCUCUACAGAAUGAAAGACAUCUUAGGACAGAACUGGAAUUUGACCUCCAUGAAAAGACGGAAAAGUUAAAUGAUAAAGAUAAUAAAAUAAAAGAAUUUGAGAAAGUAGUGAAACAACAGAGAAAAGUUCAAGACAUGGUAGAUGAAAUAGAUACACUGAGACAAGAAAAAGAGAAGAAUGAAAAGGAUCUCACAAGGGUUCAACAGAAAAUGAACGAAUUGCAGAACAUCAAAGAUCAUUAUGUGAUUGUAGAACAAGAAAAUAAACAGCUUACAGACGAGUUUUCAAAAAUGAGAGCAGAGGUUCAGACUAUGGACAGUCUUAAGAAAAGCCAUGAAGAAUACAGAACUCAGUGUCAUCUCAAGUCUGUUAGAUUGUCAGAAUUAGAAAGCUUGAUUCAACACAAGAAUAGUGAAUUGGAAAGCAAAAACAUAGGGAUGUGUCAUUCUGAGGAGAAAAACAGAAAUUUAAUAAGUCAAAUUGAGAGCUUGAAAAAAGAUCAAGAAGAAUUUGAAGAGCUCUUAAGUUGCAGAGGUGCUGUAAAUGGCGAAAGUAUGGGGGUGAUCAGUGACAAACGAAUUAAGGAAUUGGAAGAUGAAAUGGCACAUAUGAAGUCGUCGUGGGUUGAAUUGUCAGCACAUGAACAACUACAACAGAAACUUGAUGCUGUUUCAGAAGCUAGAGAUACUUUCGAGGCAAAGUUCAGUGAUGUUCAUAAACAGUAUUUAGAAAAAGAAAGUCAGGUAGACCAGCUUCAGCUAGAAGUUUCUAAACUUAAAUCUAGCAUCGACGUUUACCAAGAAAAUCAGACCAAGUUGGAAAAGAAGGUAAAAGAGGUAGAACAAGAGAUAAACCAUCUAAGACAGUCAGAAGCUAAACUUAUUUCAUCAGAGGAAUCUGCCAUAGCUGCCAGGAAAGCUGCUGAAGAACAAAUCAUCACUUUACAGAAAGAUCAGUCACGAUUACAGACAGAGUUCAAGUUAACAGUGCAGGAAUUAGAGGGCACUAAACAAGCAAGUGAGAACCGACGUCAAACCAUGGCAGCAUCUAUUGAUGUGGCUUUGUCUGAAAAGAAAACUCUUGAACAACGCCUUCUUAAAUCAAAUCAAAAGCUUGAAGAACAAGUCGCAGAGCUAAAAGCGAAACUACACACAGAACAGGAAGAGGCAGCCAAAAUUGAGGAAACACUGAAAUCUAAGGUACAAACCUUACAAUUGUCACAGAAACAGACUGAAAUUCUUUUGGAGAAUGAAAAAUGGACAAAGGAUAAUACAAUUACAGCAAUAAGAGAAGAGCUGAAAGAAAUUCAGGAGGAACUUACAGAAACAGAAAACAGGCUUCAAAUUGAAAUAGCACAAUUAACUGAAAAUAAAAAUAAAUUGGAAGAACAGAUUGCAGAACAGAAAGAUUCGUAUGUGCAAAAAAUUGACAAAAUUUCAUCGGAACUACUCGCUUUUAAAACAACAGCUAGGCAAAAAGAAAAUGACAUGUGUGAUCAGUUGCAGAGCGUCAAAGAUGAAAAUAUUGCUUUGAAAAAUGAUCUUGACAACCUGAAGGUAGCCAGUGAGAAAUCAGUAUCUACAAUGGAACAAAAAUAUUGUAAAUUUGAAAAUAAGGCAAAAGAUCAAGAAGACAGCCUAAGGAAAGAACUUAAGGCUUUACAAGGUAAAUAUCAGUGGAGUCAGCAUGACCAAGAAUCACUUUCUGAAGAAAUAUCUGAUUUAAAAGACUCUGUUAAAGAAAAGUGCUUGGAAAUUGAGAACUUGCAAAGUGAAAUAAUGAGCCAUAAACAAUGUGUGAAUGAUUUGAAAGGUCAGGUGUCUCAGGUUACAAACAGCAAAGAAAACUUACAAAAGCAGUUGGAAGAAAUGAAAGAAAAUCUUAGUGUUGAACAAGAAAAUCAUGCUGAAUUAGUGAAUAAGAUUUCACAGGAACAUGAAACUGAGAUUCAGAAACUAAGGAAUUGUUUGUCGGCCAAAGAGGCAAGUAGUUUAGAUACCCAGCAGAACUUAGAAUCAUGCAUGAAUGAAAUACAGACUUCACUAGAAAAAGAAAUGGAGAGAGGAAAAGAGAAAGAGAGAUUAUGCCAUAUUCAGAUUGCUCAGUUUAAAAAUCAGCUGGCAGAAUUACAAGGAAAGUAUGAUAAGGAAACAGCAAGUCAUAAUGGUAUUCUAACCAGCUUAAACAAUGAGCUGGAACAACAACGUCUCACGACUGCUGUGUCAGAGGAGAAGCUUACUAAGGAAGUGCAAAGAGGUCAAGCUGAAUUGAAUAAAGUCGCUGCUGAGUAUAAUGAAUUGGACAUGAAAUAUAGAUCAGUGACUGAUCAUGAAAGAACUCGUGACAGCAGAAUGAAGGAAUUACACCAACAAAUAUCUGAGUUGGAAAGUCGAAAACGGGACUUGGAAAAUCUUAGUGAGGAGAAGAAUGAGAAGGUUGAUGACCUGACUGGUCAGAUUGUUCUGAUUAAGAAAGUUGCGGAAUCUAAACAGGCAGACAACGAUAAACUAUGCUCAGAAAAUAAAAGUUUGAAUGUGAAAGUAGAAGAUUUGAAUGAAAAGUUACUGAAAGAAUGUAAAGAAAACGAUGAAACAAGACACAAACAUAAAGAGAUUAAUUGUCUUGUGAAUCAGUUGGAGAAAGAGUUAUGUGAAGUCAAUAAUAAACUUGUAGACACUGAAAAAGUGCUGGAAGAAAAAUCUUCAUCUCUUAGUCGGGAGGUUGAAGCUGUAUCUUUACGUGAUGCUCAGAUUUCUGAUUUGAAAAUUUCAUUACAGAAUUCACAGGAAAAAGUUGUUUCUUCCAACGAACAGGUUUCACAACUUACUGAGAAUAACGAGGAUUUAAACAAAAGUCUAGAAAAUGUGAACCAUGAACUGAAAAAUUUACAACUUGUUUUCAAUAAUAAAGAAAUUGAAUUGAAUGAGAAGAUUCAGACAUUAUUAGAAUCUCAUAAAAAUGAAUUUUUAGAAUUAAAGGAAUCAAGUGAGUCAGAAAUGAAUGUGCUGAACUCUGAAAUUGAAAAAAUGAAAUCUGAUUUGCUUUCAUGUGACACUGAAAUUCUUAGACUUGAACAAGAAAACAGAGAUCUGAAGUCAUCGUUGGAACUAUUGAAGCAAGAGCAUUCACAGGAAUUAGAACAGAUUCAUAGCGAGAAGGAAACAGUUUUAAAUGAAUGUGAAACAAGGUUGAAAGGAACAAAUGAAAAACUGUCUAAAGAAAAGAAUGAACUUUUCGAAAAUCAUAAAAUGGAACUUCAGUCACUAAAUUCAGAAUUUUCAGAAUCAAAACAGAAGUUUGAAAAUACUAUUGUGCAACUGAAAGAGCAAUCCAAAAAUGAUUUAGAAUCAUUAAAAAGUGAAUUUAAACUUCAAGUUGAAAGAAUGACAGGUGAACAGAAACAAGAAAAUGAAAAAAUGAUCAGUUUGAGAAAGGAAUGUAAGGUAAAGGUCUCUGAAACUGAAAAAUACUGGCAGUCACAACUAGAGCAACUGCAAGAUGAGUAUGCUCAAGCUAGUGAUGAACAGAAACAGGAAUAUGACAGUCAAGUUCAGGAGCAGGAAGUCAGGUACCAGUCACAGUAUGAGGCACUGGUUCAAGAAAGGGAAAUGAUCUUGUCCAAUCAGAAGAUGGCAUUCCAGGAAAGAGUGAAUUACCUUGAAAAUAGGCUUACUCAAAGACAAACUGAGAUUCAGACUUUGACGAAAGAAAUGAAUGAGGACAAAGGAAAGACAGAAACAGAUUACAAACAGAAGCUUGCUAAUAUAGAAUCUAUAUUGAAGAAAGAAAUGUCAAAUCAGAAAGACUUGACGAAUGAAUUAAAACAAAAUAAAGAAAGGGUCAAUGAGCUUCAGUCUGCUUUGCGUGAAAAAAGAACGAGCUAUGAAACUUCUCUGAAAGCCAGUAAAAAUGCUUGGGACUCUGACCUUGAUAAUCUUAGGGAAGAGUAUAAUGGUAAAAUGUCCGAACUUGAAAGAGAGAAGAACAGACAAAUAGAGGAUGAAAAGCAACGAAGAAUAAACAUGGAAGAAUCGUGCCACCAUCUGGAAGAAAGAAUGGAAACAUCAUUAGCUGAAAACAAUAGCUUGAAACAGCAGCUGGCUGCAGUAGAAGAAGAGAAAAAUCAGCUUAUCCUUGACUACGAAAAGACUUUAGAUUUGAAAAACACUGAUUUCACAGAUCAAGAAAAGUUAAAGAAGAAAAUAGAAAUGUUUAAAUCACAGGUCCAGAAGUUAGAAGUGGAGAAAAAUUUCCAUCGAGAUCAAUUAGACAAAAAGGUUAAAGAACUGAAAGAGGAACUUGAGUACAGGGAGAAACAGUGGUCUGAGGAAAUGGAGGGCUGUAAGAAACAGUAUACAGAAGCUAACCAACAGAAAAUACAUCUUCAACAACAGAUGAAGAACAUAGGAGAAAAUACUGACAAGAAAGACAAAACAAUUGCACAGUACCAAAAAUACUAUGCCCAGAAGAAAGAGACCAAUCUACUUCUACAACAAGAGGUUGCCAUCAACAAAAAACUGGCCGACAACUUCAAAGAAAAAACUGAGAAGUUGGAGACAGAAAUGAAUAAGUUGAAAAACAACUAUAAGGCAAAAUCUGAAAAGUUAGAAAAAGAACUCGAACAACUGAAAGGUCAUAUAGAGGAACAGAAACAUAAGUUCUGUAAGACUGAGAUGGAGGUGGCACCAUUAAAAUCUCAACUGCAGGAAGAACUGAACAAAAAUAAAACACUUCAAAACAAAGUAAAGACCUUGGAAGUUCAGUUAGAUUAUGCUGAUAAACAAGUUAGACAACUACGCCAUAAAUUAGAUGAUGCUGGCACAGUGUUUUUGGGAGAUAAUUCAGAAUUCAUGAAGUUAAAGAAAGAGUCAGAUGUUAGCCUAAUUGAAACCAGUUUCCGUGAUGAUGGUGGUCCACUUACUCCUUAUAACCUCAGAUCAUCAAGAAAAUUUUCCCUGGAAAGAAACCCAUCUCAGAGUUCAUUGGAACAUCCAUGUAAAAGUGAUGGAGAUGAGAAGAAUGUUUCUCCUUUAUCAUUGAGAAGUCACGGCAGACGGACAUCACUAUCCGAUCCUAAUCUGAACGCCACCAUAGCUAGUAUAGAUUCUGUGCGAUCAACAACUUCAAAAGGUAUGAAAAGAUUUGUGAAUGAUGAGGACGAUGAAGGUGAAGUACUUGAAUGGAAGCGACUUGGUGAGUUAUCACGACGAAACACACUUUGUCUUCCACAUCUUAAGACAUCAUACCCUGUUGAAACACAGAAGAUUCAACUCCGGGCUUUUCCUGACAGAUCACUGCAGCAGAGCAGCCUGAGUACCAACAGUCUAAAGAAAAGGAAACAAGAAUUGGUGGAGGAAGAUGAUCUGAAAACAGAAUUUUAUGACAGUACUAAGAACAAGCAGGCCAAACAUGUAAAUACAGUUUAUCAGAAGCCAGGUCCACCUACACCUGGCAAUUCUAACAAGAGGAAUUCUAGAGGGACACCAGGAAGAGGUUUACUACAUUCCCCCCGGUCUCCAAUGACUAGUGGUAGGAGACGGACACCGAAGCGUACUCCAAAGAAGACUCCUAAAAAGGAGACCAAUGAAAAUGUUAAGCCUAGUACAACAUUUAGCAUAGGGUUUACUCCAAAGAACAAACGUUUGACAAGGCAGCAUGGGUUUGUGUCAGCCUCUAAAAGUUCAACGAAGCUGUCAAGAAUGUUAACAUGGGACAUAAACCUAGACAGCCCUUAGCAGUUAAGAAUUGUUUCCAACAAACUGGUGUGUGAUGUAUUUUUUAUUUAUUAUACAGCGAUUCCAGACUCUCAGGAGGAUAUGUGAAGUUGUUGUUAUGGACUUUAAAUGGAUAUUUUAAUUCAAUUAUUGCUCAUAAAUAUUUUCUAAUUUUUUAAACAGAAAUAUGAUUAAAUUUGCAUGUUUAUUUGCAAUGGCAUUUCCAUUCACAAUAUGUUAUAUGUCUAAAUACAGGAUUAUUGAAUCAAUUAAAUAUGAAUAAUUGAAUAUAUUGUAUCAUGUUAAAUAAAAUUGUUUAGAUCAGAAUGGUUGUGAAAAGAAGAAAUCAGUUGUGACAUGUACAUAUUGGAUAUAAAUUUUUAGGGUGUUAGAUUAUAAUUUUACUCACACACCAAGUUUUGAGUUGGACAACUGGCUUUGUCUUGCUUAUUUGUAUUUUUUUGUAAAUCUAUGCUUUUUAUUUAUUUUAAUUUAGACACUUUAAAUACCCUGAAUUCCUUGUAUUAAUUGCCUGUAAUGUAGAUUUAUUGCAAUUCUGUCAGUUUUAGAUUGAACAGAAAGCUUGCAUGCUGGAAUUGUGGUCUGGGGAUUUAAUAAUAUUUGAAAAAAACUAUGGCAUGUUAAACAGAUUUUAAAAAAUUGUUUUGCAUAAUUAGGAAAUAUUUUUUAUUAAAAACUUAUUCAUUAACAUGAAACACAUCCUUUAACAUAAAGGUAUAAUAAGAAUUGAAAUAGGUAGUUUAUAAAGAUUCUUUAGGCUACACUGUGAUUAAUUAUUGCAAGUAUUUCUUUUAAUUUAAAUCAAAAUAAAUGCAUACAAAAUUUCAUCAAAUCAGAAAUAUUGCCCAAUUAUGUAUGAUUUGCUUUAAAUCAAUUGUACACAAUUCUGGGUUUUUUCUUUAAAAAAAACAUAAUUUGGGGCUAGAUAUUUCUCCUACCAGAAAUCAUGUCUAAUGCUCAUUUCUUUUUCAUUCACAUUUAUAAAAUUUAUAUGAAUUAUAAUUAUUAAUUAUUCAAUUUCUUCAUUUUCACUUGACAUUUGUCCCUUUUUUUCUUUCUUUCCUUUCUUCCUUCGUUUUAGGGGGUACAAUUGUAAAGGUAAAAUAUGUAAAUACAAAUAUUUUUGUCUUGGAUAUUGUCUGAAAAACAAGCAUGUUUUGGUAGCUUUAAAUGAAAUUGGCAGAAUUACAAUAAACACAGAGUAAACUUUUAGUGCCUGAUGCUAGUCAUAAAGUGUAUAGUGAUGAGUGCUUAUAGAUGUGAGAGUGUAUGGUGUGUACAUAUACCUGUGUAUGUAACAUUUUUAUUUUCUUCUUUUUCUUGCUUAAAAGUUGCUGCCCACAUGCAACAAGAAAGUUUUUCAAUUGAUCUCAGAAAUUGUAGUUUCCAUUAAUAAAAUCAUUCAUACUCAUUUCAUGCAGUGGCUUUUGAUCCUUUCUGAAAUUAGAAUUUUCUUACGCAGAAUUUUUUUUUAUAUGCAAUGAAGUGGUUAAUAUUUAUAGAAUCUUGAAAAAUCUUUAUGUGGUUUGAUGGCUUUUCAAAUAUUUGUGCUUUUUUUAGUGUUUUAUAGGGCAUUGUUUCCAGAUUUUUAUAGAGAGAGCCAAUAUAAAGUCACUGCUUCCAUUAUAAUCAUGUAGUAAAACAUUGUAUAUCUAAUGUAAAAUAUGUAAAAUAAUAUCUUCAUUGUAAAGCAGUGUAUAAAUUGUCGUAACCAAGCUAAAUAAAUCAUAUGACAGAU
Molecule: messenger RNA, 7657 nt
Organism: Mytilus californianus (California mussel)
Lineage: Eukaryota; Metazoa; Mollusca; Bivalvia; Mytilida; Mytilidae
Product: putative leucine-rich repeat-containing protein DDB_G0290503
Exons: 19
Coding region: 67-5919 (1950 amino acids)
Source: RefSeq, a predicted model, not a curated record